Cajanus cajan (pigeon pea) is the source of this 967-nucleotide messenger RNA. It is a transcript of the gene MAG1, whose product is annotated as Calcineurin-like metallo-phosphoesterase superfamily protein. The record is from RefSeq and is a predicted model, not a curated record. Gene Ontology annotation, biological process: retrograde transport, endosome to Golgi. Gene Ontology annotation, cellular component: retromer complex. NCBI's taxonomy places the organism in Eukaryota, Viridiplantae, Streptophyta, Magnoliopsida, Fabales, Fabaceae.
UUGAAAUUGUGUAUUUUGGUGCAGGAGUGGGUGUUGGAGUUGGGGUUCCCCUUUUGAUUGUAGCGGCCAACUUGGGUGGAGUCCUCUCUCUCUCUCGAUCUCACCGUGGCGUCUUCUUCUCAGGUUCCCUAAGUCAACUUUCAGUUUUUGAUUGUUGAGGAUGGUGCUGGUUUUGGCCCUGGGGGAUUUGCACAUACCCCACAGGGCACCAGAUCUUCCUGCAAAGUUUAAAUCCAUGCUUGUCCCUGGCAAGAUCCAGCACAUAAUUUGUACUGGAAAUUUAUGUAUUAAGGAAAUUCAUGACUACUUAAAGACUCUUUGUCCAGACUUGCAUAUAACUCGUGGUGAGUAUGAUGAAGAGACCAAAUAUCCGGAGACCAAAACACUAACCAUUGGCCAAUUUAAGCUGGGACUAUGCCAUGGUCAUCAGGUUAUUCCAUGGGGAGACCUAGACUCACUGGCAAUGCUACAGAGGCAGCUUGAUGUAGACAUCCUUGUCACAGGUCACACCCAUCAAUUUACAGCUUACAAACACGAGGGGGGUGUGGUUAUAAAUCCAGGUUCUGCAACAGGUGCCUACAGCAGCAUCACCUAUGACGUGAACCCAAGUUUUGUCCUCAUGGACAUCGAUGGUCUGCGUGUUGUGGUUUAUGUAUAUGAACUCAUUGAUGGAGAGGUUAAGGUUGACAAGAUUGAUUUUAAGAAAACAACCACAAGCCACUCUGCUCAUUAAACACUAGGGUUUUGGUCCUGGUAUCUUGUCUUUCUCUUAUUUGGUUGUUUAGUUUUUUUCCUCAAACUUUGUCGAGGGUGUACUGUUUUUAGUUUUAUUUUGCUUUGUACACUUGUAUUUGGCCAUAUCAUAGGAUUCUUAGAUUUGGUUAAUAUGUGAUCUGAGCCAAACUUAAUGACUGAUUGAUCAGCAACGGCUGUGGAUUCCAUUUACCAGUGAUUGCUUGAUUGGCGA